Messenger RNA from Symbiodinium sp. CCMP2592, 1941 nucleotides. NCBI's taxonomy places the organism in Eukaryota, Dinophyceae, Suessiales, Symbiodiniaceae. The record is from the annotation of a GenBank genome assembly.
AUGGCGUCUUUUGCAGCUACGAUUCGGCGCGUCGUCUACCAUCACCCAAGUUGCUCGCGACGCCGCAGUGUUGCUGGAGUGAGGCGCCUGCUCGGUGGCUUCAUACGGGUGGUUCAUCCUGACCUGUCGCCUGAUUUUCCGGCCGAGGCCAAACGAAUAAACCAACGAUCCCUGGCAGAGCUCAACGCUUACAUCGAUGCUUUGGAGUCUCGAGGGCGACGCCCAUUCGAGGAGGGGCCUGAGGUCUCCAAGGAACUUCCCUUCUUCCGUGCGCUUCAGACUCGGCUGGGCCGGACGGUGCCACACCAUGUAGUGCCACUGCAUUUGGAAAUUCCCUCCCUUCCAGCCUCAGCCAGCGAGCUGGAUAAAGAGUUUGCGGCUGCUCACCUGAUCCGCGGUGCAGAGGUGGCAUUGCAGACUCCAACUUCUCAGUUUUCAGACAGACCAGCAGUCGCACCUCUGUUCACGCAGAAAGGGGCUGGCAGGGCAGCCUUUGACAAACUAUGGUGGCAACAAACACAAGAAGAGCUCGUGCGUGAGGCGAUUCAUGGCCCUAACGACAGGGAGGUGCGACUACACGUUGCUAAGCGUGUGUUCGCAUGCAAGUAUGGUCACCAGCUCAUGAGGAAGUACUGGCGCAUCAAAGACAAGCAGAAGCGCAAGCUCCGCAUCGCUAAUGUUGAUGCGCUUGUCGAGGCCAAAGUUCAAGAACGAUUCCCGGAGCCGACAACAUCCGCCGAGCUUAAGAUGCAGGCUGAUGACGAAGAAGCGAAGAAUCCCGCGCGAGUGCUUCAAGGGGGAUUCCAUCCGGACCUUGUCUUCGUGGAUCCCGAUCUGUCUGCAGAACAUCGGCGUGAGGCGAUUCGCCGGGUUUGCGGCAUGAACCUUGCCAGCGAUGCUGACUUCUGGCUUCUGGAGAAUCUGUGGAAGGCUAUGCGAGAUAAGCCGCCUCCAGUCCCGCUCGUUAUCGCCGAGUCGAAUUACAAGGCUGUGCACAUCGCCUCUGGCGAGUUGGAUGCUGCCGGAGACUCCGCAUUGCACCUGGCAGUCCUCGGGGGACAUCUUGUGUUCACGCGGGAGUUACUGGCUGCAUCGUGCGAGGUGCACGCCCGCGAUGGUCGUGGGCGAUCUCCUUUGCAUGUGGCGGCCAUGGAGGGAAGCCCCGAGCUGGCUUUGGAGCUCCUGGCAGCAGGAGCCGAUGCCAAUGGCCUGGACGACUGGAACCAAACAGCCCUCCACUGGGCUUCAAUGGCACACUCAGCAGACUUGGUUUCAGUCCUGCUGGAUGGUGGUGCCAAUCCGCUGCUUCAAGACAGUUUUGGCAGAACAGCUGCAUUCAUGGCCGCAGAGCAGGGCAAGAUGGAGCUUUUGUCCCGCUUGCUCGACAAGGAGCCCAGCUGUGCCACGAUCCCGAACAACGAGUAUUGGAGCCCGCUGCAUGUGGCCGCUUUCGGCCUGCAAAGCGUCAAGAACUUCACAAAGCCUCUGAAGUUUUUGGAGACCGUGAAGAUGCUGCUGGCUGCCAAGGCUGAAGUUGAUGCGAAGGAUGAGAAUUGCCGCACUGCCUUGCACAGAGCUGCUCAAGCAGGAAACAGCGAGCCGCUUCAAGCCCUGCUUGCAGCUGGUGCAAGUGUGUCCAGUGCAGAUGAAUGUAGAUGGACACCUAUGCACUAUGCGAGCCAGGAGGGUCACCUGCAGAUCGCGAAGCUCCUGCUAGAUGCGAAGGCAGAUGCAGAGCCCAAGAACCCGACAUGCUUGACACCACUGGCCGUGGCAACCGAAGGGAACCAGGUGAAGAUGGUUGAGUUUUUGCUCAAGCAUGGCGCAGAUCCGCAUGCCAGGGCAAAAGGCUUACAUUCGCCUUUGAUGAUGGCUCGGAGCGACCCGAAGAAGUAUGCUGACAUACUUGCGCUCCUUGAGCUCGGCUUCAUCAACCACUAG